Messenger RNA from Desarmillaria tabescens, 865 nucleotides. RefSeq lists its product as uncharacterized. The transcript is spliced from 13 exons. The record is from RefSeq and is a predicted model, not a curated record. Lineage: Eukaryota; Fungi; Basidiomycota; Agaricomycetes; Agaricales; Physalacriaceae. Bases 126 to 560 code for a protein of 144 amino acids.
UAUACGGCUAAAGAUGUCAGUGUUUCCGCAGCCUACCCGCAGGUUACUCGCAAAUUGAUGGUGAAAACGCACCAUUAAAGAGUUGCUUCUCGUGUUUCAAACUACCACCCCCAGCUUGACUUGAAAUGUUUGCUUCCUCUCCGACUUUUGAAUAUCCCUUCUGGGGAUUCGUUUUGUCAAUUUUUUCAGACGUGGCAGUACUACAGAGACUACGACAAGGAUCGAUGGUCGCGGUUUUAUUUCUAUUGAAUUGCACAAGCACGGCGUUGCAUAUAGUAGUUGCUCGAUCGCUCUUGUUUCUCGCAGCUGAUGUCAAAGCAAUGGAUUUCUUGGAUGCAUACUCUCUCUUCAUGACUGCAGACAAUAUCAUCAUGUGCAUUGUUUUUUUCUUGAUCCAGCUGUUUUUUCUAUCAAGAAUCUACUUUCUUCGUCCGAAUGGCCACUGGAUGCUAGGAGCCUUGGUUUUGUGUUCAACAGGGUACAUUUGCGGCUGGAAUUGUGUUGUAUACUUUCAAUACACCCUCAAAUCGGAUGGUACUAUGUUUCCCUUUCAGAGUUAGAGGUCAGUAAAUAACAAGUUUAUAGAUAUACUGGACUUACGGGCCAGCCAUGUUUUCUGACGUUGUGAUGUGCGCAUAUUACUGGUGGAUAUUCGCCCUGUUGCGAUCCGACAUCCGACAGUAAGAACCAAGAUCUUAUAGACUAUGGGGGACUGAAAGAUCGACGUUUAGAACGAGAACGGUCCUGAAACGGCUACGACUGUACACUGCUGCACGAGGCUUGUUGGUUACUAUAUCACAGACGAUCUGCUUUAUUCUUCAUGUCAUACAACCCAGCCAGCUGCGAUGGUGAAGCUUUAGAUAUC